AUGCCACGUACAGCUCACCAGGCAGACGCGUCCAGAGGCGACAGCGUCGCAUCGUCUUCCUUGUCUGCGGAGUCUUCACCCAGCGAAGUCGACAGUCGUCGGGCUGCGACGAAGGGCGCGCCUGCUGCUGCCCCCAGCUCAGAAAAAAGAGCCGUUUUGCUGCCACCAGAGCCAUCAGAAGCGACUAAAGCAACAGAGAUGAUGACUGACGUCACCGAGGGGGGGUCGACAUCAACGGCGCAUACACCCAGCAAAGGCACCUUCACAGAGUCCGAAAGGCGUCGCCAGAAGACACUCUUCUUGGGUGAGUCGGAGCAGUUCGCCUUCGACUUUGGUGGCACUGUAACGGAGAUUGCUGAGACUAGUUUUAAAGCCGACGCAGCGCAGCAGGCAGUGCAACGUGUAGUGGAGUUAGAGGAUACUACCACUCGUUUACUGGCCGCGUCUGCCUCGCACGCCACCGCGGCCCCGCGGCCGCUGACGCUAGAGGAGGUGAAUGCGUAUGCGACAGAUGCCAUGCAGCAGGGCCCGCGGCGCUUCCUGAUGCUUGCGAAGGCGGGGUUACGCAAGCGAGGGGCCACAGCGACGUCCUCUGCCCAUGCGCCCCAGAAUGGGCCAGCGUCCGUCAACUCCGCGCUGUCCGCCCCUAAGGAGGCGAGGUAUGAGGACGGUGCUACCCUGGCGGAGGCCAUUCCACAGUUCCAGGCAGCCUUGCGCCGCUACGAGGCGGACCUCUGGCGUGCUCAUAGGCAACAUCGUGAGGAGGAAGCGCUGCAGCGCAGCAAGAGCAAGCGCAACCAGCGGGCGUAG
Leishmania braziliensis MHOM/BR/75/M2904 is the source of this 810-nucleotide messenger RNA. RefSeq lists its product as hypothetical. Lineage: Eukaryota; Euglenozoa; Kinetoplastea; Trypanosomatida; Trypanosomatidae. The record is from RefSeq and is a predicted model, not a curated record. Bases 1 to 810 code for a protein of 269 amino acids. The transcript has a single exon.